Messenger RNA from Ostertagia ostertagi, 345 nucleotides. Lineage: Eukaryota; Metazoa; Nematoda; Chromadorea; Rhabditida; Trichostrongylidae. The record is from the annotation of a GenBank genome assembly.
AUGGAGGAAGCGAAGAACAUGGCGUUGCUGUUCUUUAUGGAUCAUCUGAUGCAAAAGAACGGCCGACGAACGAUUCACGAUCUGAGCUGUCAAUUCGGUGCACGCGGUUUCUCAGAAGAGAUGCGAAAUGCGGUCGGCACCACCCAGGAGGGCCUUACCGAGUUUCUUCAGCAGCACCCAUCCCUCUUUACCCUAGAGGGAGAUCAGGUGAUUCUGAAUGGCUUCGGCGAUAUCACUGCGAAAAAUAAUCCGCUUUUGCAAUCGGCGUCAAGAAAUCGUGACUACGAGAAGGAAGCUGUGGAAUUUUUCGUGAUGAAGCUCACUAAAUUUGGACCCGAAUUACAG